AUGUCAGCAUCGGGAAGCAACUCGGCCUCUGAUUGGCCACGGCGAGUCACGUGAGCAUUUCCCAAGCGGAGUUUCCACGACAGCUGGAAGCCGAGCGGCACGGGCGCAUCGCUUCUCUGCUAAGAUUAUUUGAAAUAACAAGACUUGUGCUCGUCUCAGCGCCUUCACGUAAACCCUGGUCUGGCAUGGGCGACAAGAGGAGUCCCACAAGGCCGAAGCGUCAACCGAAGCCCUCCUCCGACGAGGGGUUUUGGGACUGCAGCGUGUGCACGUACAAGAACACGGCAGAGGCUUUUAAGUGCAUGAUGUGUGAUGUCAGGAAGGGGACAUCAACAAGGAAGCCUCGUCCCGUCUCCCAGCUCGUCUCUCAGCAGCAGGUAACGCAGCAGUUUGUGUUGCCCUCGCAGCCCAAAAAAGAAAAGAAGGAGCGAGUAGAGAGGGAGAAGAGCGACAGAGAGCCAGCGCUCAAGAAGAACAGUCACAAGAAGAUGAGGCCGAGAUUAAAAAACAUCGACCGAAGCAGCGCCCAGCACCUGGAGGUGACGGUCGGCGACCUGACGGUGAUCAUAACGGACUUCAAGGAGAAGGCCAAGCCCGCGUCCACCUCGGCGACUUCCUCCAGCUCCGCGUCGUCGGCCGACCACCACAGCCAGAACGGCUCCAGCUCGGAAAACACAGAGAAGGGCCUUUCCCGCUCCUCCUCGCCCCGAGGAGAGGGGAGCUCGGUCAACGGAGAGUCCCACUGAGUCAGCCCCCCCCCGCUCCCCUGGCCUCCACCCACACGUCACCUCCAACUCCACAUGUCAUUAGAGUUACACACUAAGGACUAGACCCUCCUCUUGCUUACUCAUCUCUGGAUCUCUCAGCCGAUUCCUCGCCUACAGUUGCCGACAUAUCAGAUUAAUCAGAUGUAAGAUUUUCCACGCCAGUGGAAUUCUGCCGUUAGAAAGCAAUAUGAAACCCUUUUCUUGCUGGAAGUUUUUAGUAAACCUGCAUUUUACCUUGGAUAUUUUGUGGAACCAGAAGGAUGCCACACACACACUGUCCAAAGCGCGAUGCUAGAAUAUUUACUCAGAGACAGUUCGGUUCUGACGAGAGACUUCUUCAGAACCUGCCGGAGAAAUAUGUCUAAAUAAAGUCGUGGACAGACUUUGGACAGGGUGCUGGAUCCUACCUGAUGUACUUCAGAUGCACCAAGCCCCGCCCCCUCCCAGCACAGCAUUUCUGUUCAGUGAAAUGUGCAGCCCCACCUUUGCCAUCAUCAUCCUCAGUGGCUGGCAGAGGGACCUAUUCUUCCCCCAUGUGGAAUUUUCUGCCUCUGCCCGGAGUCUUUACCCCCCCUACCCCCCGUUGUCAACCUGAACUCUCAGACACUGAACCCCUCAACCUGACAGUUUUCUCCAGACGUUGACACUCUAAGCUUUUCCUCCUGAGCUGCCUCUGCUGUGGAGUGACUCUUUAAACACAGCCCUGCGACUGUUCUCCUCUCGACAGUGUUUUUUUUGCAUAACAUUCGGAGCAGGUCGGCUAGUCAGAGUACGAUUGUUACGUCCGUGGAAAGACACCUGGUGGGGAUGCCCGGUAUAAUUUUGUAGUAAAAACAAGCGUGCGUCACAGUCAGAUAAGUUGCAGAUACAAUCAGUUGCUUGUCUUUUUUUUUUUAAACUUGUGUAGUAUUGCAACAUCUACAACAACAUGGACCUACACGUGCAUUAAGUGAUUUUUAACGUCCUCUUUCUGUGAUUAAAAACCAUUUCUACAGAGGUGUAAGUAUUCUGCGGUGAUACGUAGCUUUUGAAAUGAUUUGGUUUCCGGAGUUUCUCAUUGACCAACUAUGAACCACUCACGUAGCAGCAGAUAAGAGCUGCUAGCUUAUCGCAGAUAAAAGGGUGAUAACAUUUGCAGCAGGUGCUGUGUUACACAGAACCAUGUGUUGUUGUCCUUAGAAACUCAUGGUUAAAACACUAUAUAUAAAAAAUAAAUAAAAUACUUGACAGGGGAUUGGCCAAACUAUCUGGCUAACUAACCAAUCAGAUCAAUGCACCAUAUGACAGGCCGUGUAGCCACGUGGUUAGCUUGUCGGUCAAUGAUUUUACCAUCUUGGCACAUAGAAUUAAAUCAUCCAGGAAAAAAAAAUUAAGUUCUGUUUUUGUUCUUUAAACGACAACAAAGAUGUUCUCUCUAGGUUCCGUCACUGUUUGAAUAAACAGCGCCGGUUGUUGGUACCGCAGACCAUUGUCACAUCUAAAAUAUGUACCUCGCUGCCAGUAGUUCCUCUAAGGAAAACGAGAGGUCGAAACACAGCCGGCCAAACGGAUUCUCCCGUGCUCUGAGUCGUCGCACAAGUAUUCGUCUGCCUCGCAGAGCUCUGACGGCCAAAUGCAGCACGCCAGUAGAAAACAAGACAAACAGCACGAGGUGUUAACCGGGCCUCCAAAUUUACUAGAGCCCAAACUGAUCAAGUACUAACCACUAACAGCAUCCUGUUUCCAGACACCGCAGGACACGUGUCCUUUCUCUGAUGACUCACGACUGUUUUGCAGGCACAAGGGAGAACUACACAAUACUAGGAAGGUGGUCAGAAUGUUACACCUAUUCUGUUUAUUAGCCAUAAGUGCUAAAAACAGUUUCACUGCUGUGUUUCACUGCGCUGAUACCUUAAUAUCCUGUAGUCAUGAAAGAAAAAAAAAAAAAAAAAAAAUCACUUAAUGCAGCUUCAAACAUUUCAGCUCUGUCAGUACGGACACAUCAUCUGUCGCCUUGUAACUACACGGAGUAAGCAAAGCCUGAUUCCAAUUACUGACCUCCACCGUGCUUACUGUUUAUCACGGGUCCCACAGAAUAUUAACUACAAAUGUACACCGCUAUUACCUUUCUGUUUUCAUUUGGCGUGCUUUUUACUUUAUUGAACAAGAGCUGACGUCAAGCCGGAUUCAUCAGAGCGAAGGUCGCCUCGGAGGCGCGGAAAGAAACGUCGCCGACCGACUGAUGCACCGUCAACUAAACGUAGAAGGCAGCUGCGGAGGCUGCAGCUGCGCAAUCACACCGGCGUUCUACUUGCAGUUGUCCUGUGCCGCACAAAUGGGACUACGUCUGUCGGAGGUCCCAGUGGAGACCCGGCGGGCGCCGAUGCCGCCCUGCACCCACCUCAUGGAUACCGCGCGGGGGAAGAGAGAUGUGGACUCGCACUUUUAUGAACUGUACAGGUGACUUCCCGCAGCGCGACGGACUUCAAGGAACCGACGUAGCAAAAGAGCAGAGCUUUAGAGUACUUUAAACUCGCAGCAGAGCAACUAUAGAUCAACCUAACUACACGAUAACUUAUAAAAAAAACCUGUAGAAUAAUUACACAGAUAAGAUAGAUAUUUCUAAAAUAUUGUCCUACAAUGUUUUGAUGUGGUUGUAUUAUCCAUCAUACCAGUGUUACUGUCGAGAUUUUUACUUAACAUUUUAGCACACUUCAUGAGAACUGUUACGGCAUGAUAAUGUUACGGUCUUGGUAUAUUGUGGGACGCGCUAUGUCUCUUAGUUUGUUAGUAUUCUUUAAUGUAUCGGGGGUGUUUUCUCUCGGGUUCACUACUCUAGCUGGGACUAGUGUGAACUCGAGAAGAACUGUUUGGAUUUGAAAGACACUUAAAACGUGUUAAUGUCAUUUACUGAUAUAGUUUAGUUGUUUUUUUGUUUUGCUUUUCCAUGCCCAUUUGUUUUAAAAUGUGUGAACUUGUUUAUUACAUGUCUGAAUAAGAAAAUUACAAAAUUCAAACAACAACAACAAAAAAAUAGUCAUUUUUCUUAUGCACAAAAUUCUCUUCAGUGCAGGUGCACCUAUUCACACAUUUGUCUUCGUCUCUGAACUGUGUUUGUAGCAGCGCAGUCUCACAAUACAGGAUUUACAGGUUCAGGGUUCAUCCACCAAAACGAUUGCCAAAAGGCUGCCAUCUUUAUCGCCCCGAGAAAAGAAUUGUUUGUUUUACCACUGCACAGCAACCAGAAAUGGUUAAAUAAUAAUAAUAAAAGACUGCCAAGUUAUGAGCCAUAAAAGCUAAAAACAGCAGUGUGUCGG
Mugil cephalus (flathead mullet) is the source of this 4063-nucleotide messenger RNA. It is a transcript of the gene yaf2, whose product is annotated as YY1 associated factor 2. The transcript is spliced from 4 exons. Lineage: Eukaryota; Metazoa; Chordata; Actinopteri; Mugiliformes; Mugilidae. Gene Ontology annotation, biological process: positive regulation of DNA-templated transcription. Gene Ontology annotation, cellular component: nucleus. The record is from RefSeq and is a predicted model, not a curated record. Gene Ontology annotation, molecular function: DNA binding; transcription coregulator activity. The coding region runs from base 186 to 746 and encodes 186 amino acids.